GCGGAACCAAUUAGACCUGGGGGCUGGGUCGGUAGUUUGCCUAGAGCAACGCUUUUCAAUUCCUUUUGCUCCCCCUACCACGGUGCGAAACUCUCUUACUCCGCACUUCCGCAGUCCGCAGUUCAAAGGUUGGUAGUAGCAUAGCAGGGCGAAUAAAUAAAGAAGAAAGAAAAGCGACAACAAUGGCGUCUUCAGCAGCUAUGAGAGACUUGCAGCGCGAGCUAGAGAGCAAAGCCAACGAUCUCCGUAAACUCCAAAAAGAUAUUGCCAAGAAUCAUGAAAUCAGAAAGAAGUACACUGUGCAACUAGGCGAAAAUGAGCUCGUUCUCAAGGAGUUGGAUUUGUUGAGUGAAGAUGCGAAUGUGUACAAAUUGAUAGGUCCGGUUUUAGUUAAGCAGGAUUUGGCGGAGGCCAAUGCAAAUGUGCGGAAGAGGAUUGAGUAUAUUUCGGCUGAAUUGAAACGUCUUGAUGCAACUCUGCAAGAUAUGGAAGACAAGCAAAAUAGCAAAAAGGAAGGGAUAAUGAAGGUUCAACAGAAAAUUCAAGUUCUUCAAGCUGGGAAGGCCAAGGUGUAAUGACUAGUCACUCAGCGGGGUUUUUUCGACAGGAGUAACACUGUUUCCUUGUUAGAAGUAGUUUUACCCCUCCUUUAUACUGGGUUUUAAAUAUAUAUUAGUGUGAAUUGUUAUUGGAAUGUAAUCAUUCUGUCCCAAAAUUUUGGGAUGUUUGGGAAAUCUACAGGAAGCUUAUGUUAAGAGCAUGUUCAAAUUUAGGGAGUCACCCAUGUUUGUGUUUUCGGUGUUAGCAACUGAAUUUCAAGUCAAAAGAAAUUUCCUAGAGGCUAACAAGUUAUUUCACAGUUAAUUAUCUGGGUUUUCCUUCAGAAUUAUAUUUCUGAGAGGAAGUGCUUCAUUUACAGAGGAUGCAAUCAUCCCGUUGGUUUAUAAUCGCUGUUAGAUGUUUAGAUAUUUGGUUUCCAGCUGUGAAAAACAUGGUGCUGGCAUUGAAUUGAUGUUCUAAAUGAUUGAAAAUUUGAAUGUUGAAACUUUUGUAUCUUUGUUUUCCA
Messenger RNA from Spinacia oleracea (spinach), 1066 nucleotides. RefSeq names its product prefoldin subunit 6. Gene Ontology annotation, cellular component: prefoldin complex; cytoplasm. Gene Ontology annotation, biological process: protein folding; chaperone-mediated protein complex assembly. Gene Ontology annotation, molecular function: protein-folding chaperone binding. The transcript has 5 exons. NCBI's taxonomy places the organism in Eukaryota, Viridiplantae, Streptophyta, Magnoliopsida, Caryophyllales, Amaranthaceae. The record is from RefSeq and is a predicted model, not a curated record. Bases 183 to 575 code for a protein of 130 amino acids.